AUGAUAAGGAAGCACACUGAGCAGUUUGGAUAUAUUAAAAGUGGAUUGAACAUUAAUUCCCUGCAGAAUUCCGACUGUAUCCUAAAACACUUUUCAGCCAAUGUUGCUGAAAUCAGCAACAUUGUUGCUGUUGUCUAUCCUGAUAUCAAAACACUCGAGAAAGCAGACUCCAUUGAAAUGAUAUUAGGCCUAAGUCGUCAUGAUUCAGGACAGGAAAGUGAUGAUUCUUCAAAAUGUCUCAGAAUAACUCAGCACUAUGUGUCUUUCUUCUUGCAGAUCGUGGGAGGAAGAGAGCUACCUGGGCUUUUGGUAAAUGAAAUAGGAGGAAUACAUGGGGUACUGCAUAGCCAUGUGGAGUUCCUGAAGAAACAUUUCUACCUCAUCACCAUGAAGGAAUUUAUUGAAGACAGAAAGCAUUUGAGUAAAAAGGUCCAAGCAAUCUAUCUGUGGUGGCACAAACCAGUCAUUGAUCAAGAGCUCCUCCAGAGCCUGCCAAACUUAAAAGUGAUUGCAAAUUCAGGAGUAGGGAUGGAUCACCUGGAUCUGAAACUUGUAGCUACCUUUGGUGUGAAAAUGGCUAAUGCUCCACGUGCUGUUUCCAGCAGCACAGCAGAUACUGGGAUGGCUUUACUGCUGGCAUCUGCUAGAAGACUAGUAGAAGGCUGUCAUGUUGCAGUUUCUCCAGCUAUGGAGUACUGUGAGGCCGAUUUUCUGGGAGUUAAAGUUACCAGAGCUACUCUGGGGAUCAUUGGAAUGGGCAGCAUUGGGUAUAAGAUUGCUCUGAGAGCCAGAGCAUUUGAAAUGAAUAUUUUGUACCACAACAGGACACGGAAGAAAACGCACGAGGAACAACUUGUCGGUGCUGUCUAUUGUGAAAAGAUAGACAGCUUGCUCCAGCAGUCAGACUUUGUGAUGGUGGUGGUGAGCCUGACACCUCAGACACACAAGCUGAUUGGGAAAAGGGAGAUGGAGCUGAUGAAACCCACGGCUACUCUCAUUAACAUCAGCCGAGGGGCAGUAGUUGACCAAGAAGCACUGGUGAGAGCUCUCCAGGACGGUGUUAUCAGGGCUGCAGCUUUGGAUGUCACCUACCCGGAGCCACUGCCCAGAGAUCAUCCAUUAUUAAAAUUAAAGAAUAUCAUUAUAACACCCCACCUUGGCAUUAAAACAGAGAAGGCCACCCGCAUGAUAACAGAGGAAGCAGUUGAAAACAUCCUAGCAGCUCUUAAUGGCCUCCCUAUACCCAAUGAAGUGCUCCCAAGCUGAUGUGCAAAAGGAUAUUACAGCUCUAAAUGCUUCUGUUCUUCUGUUUUCCCCACUGAAACUGCCUAUUCCAAGCAGGCAAGAAAAGCUGUGACUGAGUCUCAGAUGCUAUUAAAAAAUAAUAAUUUUAAAUUCCUUAUGAAGUGGAGGAAUAUACUACAGUUCAUUUUCAAACUCUAUCAUAAACAGAUGCAAGCUUUAAGUGGCUCUGUGAAAAAAGCUGGUGAUUGCCAAUGCACUUACAGUUCAUGCUAGGCUCCCUAGAAAAUAUGAAGUGGGGCGGUUAGAUGUUUCCCAGUAUGUUAAUUUGUCUGUUUCAAGGUUAGGACAACAGGACUACUACUAGUUGAAAUCUACCUGACCUUUCUAUUAUAUAAAAAUGUAUUCAAACAUUAGCUUGUCUGAAUGAUAAAUCUUCAAAAUUAGCACUACAGGGGACCUGUCAUUUUGCUACCCUGCCAUUAGGUAAGAGAAAUGUCUCCACAUUCUGUACUAGUCUUAGAGAGCUUCAGAAAAAGCACUGCAACCUAAAGAAAAUAAUUAAUGGGAAAAUGAAAAUAAUAAUUCUUAAAAUGUUCUCUGCAAAUUUUG
This is a messenger RNA of Rhea pennata, 1854 nucleotides long. Its product is annotated as probable 2-ketogluconate reductase. Gene Ontology annotation, molecular function: oxidoreductase activity, acting on the CH-OH group of donors, NAD or NADP as acceptor; NAD binding. The transcript has 6 exons. Lineage: Eukaryota; Metazoa; Chordata; Aves; Rheiformes; Rheidae. Bases 1 to 1266 code for a protein of 421 amino acids. The record is from RefSeq and is a predicted model, not a curated record.